Messenger RNA from Schistosoma rodhaini, 9241 nucleotides. The record is from the annotation of a GenBank genome assembly. NCBI's taxonomy places the organism in Eukaryota, Metazoa, Platyhelminthes, Trematoda, Strigeidida, Schistosomatidae.
CAAAAAUCAAAUGAGAUUUGUGUGGCGCAUAUAUAUCUGGUGCUCCUUUGUACCAAUAUUUAAGUGUUUAAAUAAAUAAUAAAUAAGUUUAUUUAAUGUAACUUAUUUACUAAUUAUUCCAUUUUGAGUUAUACUAUCAAUAUGAAGGUUAAAGAUUUUAACAUAAUGAUGUAGAUCUAAUAUGAUUCGAAGAUAUACACUCUAGUGAUUAAAUAGAGAAGGGUAUAAUAUAUUUAUUAAACUAUUACUUCAAUGAAAGAACCCAUAUCAUAAUUGAUAAACUAUAAUUAAUAAUUUAAAAAUAAUAUGAACAAAGGUUGAAUUUCCUACGACUGAUUUCAUGAAAAAUAAUUCCAUAUUUAAUCAUUAAACAAAGUUCAUUUAGAUAAAAAAAACAGAUUUCAAUUUUAAAAUUACAGUAAAUAUACACCUUAUGUAAAAGAAUAUUCUAUAGUAUAAGUAGUAACAAAAGUCCAAAAUGUUUAGAGAUAAAUAACUAUAGAUCAUGAACAGAAAGGUUUAGAGAAUAAAAUGAAUUCAUCAUUCUAUUUCACAGAUUCUCAUCAGCUGCAUACAAACUUAAACUACAAUUACUUAUAUAAAUAUAUGUAUCAACGAAUGUUAAGGAUGAUUUAGUUUGUCGAGAUUAAACGAAUGUUUAAAAUGUAACCAACAUCAUAAUUAUGGAUCGGUUGAAGUUCAACAUUAACACCGUUUAAUGCCCGCUCAGUAAUCUAGAGGUUAAGCAUUCCCAUGCGAGACCGAAGAUCCUGGGUGCGAGGAUGAGCAGUACUGAAGAGUCCCGCACUAAGAUGAAACGGCCGACCAGUGCUUCCAGGUUUUUAAUGGUGGUAUAGCUUACAUCAACUCAUGAAUUUAACUAUUGGAAUCGCUACAAUCUCCAUAAACCCUGAUUCUAAUAAACAUCAUAAUGAUCGAAAGAAGAGAUACCAAGCGUAUGAAUAAGGAUAGAUCGAUAUGUAGUUAUUUGUUGGGAAAUUAAGAGAUUAUGUAAGAGUAACAAAAUUAAUAAUUGAUUGGGUAAUCGAAUAACAUGAUGAAACAAACUAAUAUGUGAGCAUCAACCAAAUUGUUUAAGAAAAGAACAUCAGAAGACGAAAGAAUAAUAAAAUAAUUAAAAGUUUAGGGACAGGGUUGAAAGAAAGAAUAAAAUUAACAAAGAUUAUUAGACAAACAUCCAGUCACAAUGGUAGGGAGAGGCUAAUCAAACUUUCCUCCUGUAUACAUAGAUCAGGUCGGGAACAUUUUACAGUGAUUAUCUCUACAAAACGGUGUUAGAUGAGUGUUUUUGUCUGUCGAUUAUCAAGGUCGCCUAAAUGUGUUGUUCUAAUUUUCAUAAUGGGAAUCUUUAAUUUUCUAAAGAAAGUUUUGACUAGACAUCUUUUAAACUGACAAGAAAAAAGUUGUUAAAGUUCAAUUACUGUUCAGUCCACCAUUCCCAUAAUACUUUUCUCUAGACUUCCAUCAUUUUUCCGUCCUGCAAUAAAAUCUAAAAAAUUAAAUUGCUUAUCUCUUUCAUAUUCCAUUAUAAAAGUUAUGUUGGGAUGAGAGAUGUUGAAGUGAAUAAGUAACCGAGAAGAGUGGUCCAUAUCAUUACAGAUAAUGAACGUAUCACCAACAUAUCUGAUGUAGCAUUUUAAUAAGUAUAUUUAUAUUAAUUUAAAGUUUUAUAAAGCUGAUGAGAAACUGUGAAAUAGAAUGAAUUCAUUGUAUUCUGCAAACCUUGUUGUCCUUGCUCUGUUAAAAUUUAUCAAGGGUUCUGGUUGUAUGGAAAAAGUAAUUACGUAAUAAUUAAGCGCUGAUAACAAGUAAGGAUAAAAUGAGUGAAGCAUAGUUAAUUAAAAUACGAUUACUAAUUUAGAAGACAGUAGAAAUAAAAAGAUAUAAUGAUAUAAUUAAAUGAAAGGAAGAGCUGAACAAUCUCUUAUGAUAUAACGAAGGGGUAUUUAUCACCAAGGGUAAGAAAAAUUAUCAACCAUCUCCUUUCGAACACAUAAAUGAGGUUUCUGAGGCCUGAUAGAAACGGCUUCAGGAAACCUCAGAAGACGAGCUUGACUGCUUGCCAAUCACCUUGAAAAAUUAGAAGGUAUCAACUUCAAAUCCUGUGUCCAGGAAAUGUUCUAUCUUUCUUCCUCUCUUCUUGGUAAAGAGAACUAUGUGUAUGGUAUGACUUUCUUCAUUUUUUUCAUAUCCCAUAGAUUUCUGACCGUAACGUAUUUUCAUCCCCAUAUUCUUCUCUAACCUCUUGAUCAAUACUCAAACUUUCUUAUUGUUUGAAAUCUUGGGUCGCUUUGUGAUGAAGUCUCUUCUAUCCUUCUAUGAAGACACAUAUAUUUACCAAAUAACUGAAAAUAUCAAUGUACAGUUUAAGCACAUGAUUUCGCUGACAAGAACAUCUUCCUCUCUAAAUUUCUAUUAGUUUUCUUUUCUGACAGUUCUAUAUUUUCAGUUUGAAUCAAAAACCGAGCUUAGCAUAACCAACAUUGAAAACCUGUAUGCACUCGGCAGGCGUUUCAUCCUGGUGUGAGACUGUUCCCCAACAGUGCGCAUCCACGACUCUGCACCAGCCAUGGCUGGUGAGUUCGGGACGAUCCUCAUUCAUGAGCCUCCUCUGAACAAUGGAUGAGGACCAGAAGCAACAUCACUAAGUCAGUUACUCACUAUUAACUUCAACCGAGGCUAAGUACAAAAUGCACUAAGUUCUCUAAAACUAGAAAAAUCAAUAGAACUGGAUGAACUAUACCUUAAAAUCUCGAGAGAGAGAGCAUAGUAUACAUUACUACUCAGCUCGCUCAGGAUUUUACUGACCCCAAAAAUGUUACCCGUUGACUGAAUUGAUACUACAGUCAUUCCAGUUCACAUGACAGGAGUAUGGUAGAUCUCAUCAAAUAAAAGACUCUCUAGCCUUACUAGUGUCUUAGUUAAAAGGCUGGAAUGAAUCAUCAAGAAGGCUGUUACGAACUUACUGGAAACCAUCAACUUGUUAAAAAGUGGAAAGUGUGAUUUCAGAAAAGGAUUGUCAUGUAAAACUAAUCUCCUUAUGGUAAUAGAAAGAUAGAUGAAGUCGUCUAAUAACGAAAAAUCUAUAAUGACUUUACUGGCACAUUCUAUAGUGUCCAAUAGCAGAUUCCUUCCAAAACUGGAAAAUCCAUGCAUCACUGUACCUAUUUUAAUGUGGAUUAAUGACUUUUUGGUGGGAGUCGUCAGAAAGUACAAACAAAUUCCAAAUCUUUUUUCAUCGAAACCAGUAAUUAAUGAAGAACUUCAGGUCUUUGUUUUAGCCCCUUUACUGUCUAUAGUGUACAUGAAUGAAUUUCUACCUAUUCUUAGGUCUCAGAUUCUGCUUUAGGCUGAUGGCGUCAAAAUCCAUUGAGAAGUAACGGUGGAUACACAUCCACAUGCACUUUAGACCGACUUAGACGUUCUGGUUAGCGGAUAUAAAUUAUUUUUGAUGUCUGUCAACGCGCUGUGACAACACCUGUAUUGAAGAUACGAAGAUAAUUAACUACAGUAUUGGGAUAUGCGCCUUUACCCUUAGUCUUGUCUCACAAUGACUUAAGGGUAAUAGUGAGCCACAAUCUUAAGACCACGACCCAUUUCCAUUUUAUUAAUUAUUAAUGAUGUAGAAUGAAUUACUUUAUUUAUUCCUAACACGAAAAUGAUGUUGAUUUGUUGGAAAGAUUACAAUUAUCAAUACAUGACUGAACAGUCUAAUAGGAUUCGGACAUCUUGAACGGAUGUUUCGACAGAAUAUAGACUGACGAUUAUUUAACUUCACAGUGGUUACCAGUGCAGUUCAAGAACCAUGCUUUGGUUUUACUAUGUGUGCUAAGCCAAAUUUAAUAAUUGCUCCUACGAUCUUCAAAAAUGGCAACAAAUUCAGUGAAAUUGUAGGAUAUUGGCUAUCCAAUGAGCAUAAAUAGGAGAAUUUAACACAUUGAAUAAUAAUAGGGUGGAUAGUUUAUCAUCGAAACGAAAAGCGCAUAAAUGUAGAUUUUGUUUUAACUACGUAGUUUUUCACGAAUACGAGAACUGAAAUUAUGGAAUCGGUAUUUUAAGUAGUUUAUGGUACAUCAAUCUUAUUGCUUUCAUUGAUUUUAAUACUGAACUUGUCCAAUAUCGAUUUUCAUUAUUUGAAAUAUUACUAGAAUUUUUCUGAAUUUAUAUCCCUAAGUUAUUAUAUCGUUUUACAUGAUACUUUCGAUUACCAAUGUUUAACUACAACAACGUAAGUAAACUAUUUUCUUAAACUAAAGUCACCAUCAAUCAUUAGCAAUCGGUAAGCAAACAAGUUCGCACAUGAUUGAUACUUAAUUUAAUGCAGAAUAUAAGUAGGCAUCUUACGUUUGAUUCACCUUUAAAUUUUUCACGAGCCUAAAUAGAAUGGCAAAUUAACUUAAAGAGCUAUUUUUUUCAAUGAGUUUUAUUCAUAAACAACUCUUAGUAUUUCAUGAAUAUGUUCAAAGGUAUUUUCAAGUUUACAACGAUUUUUAUUCUAAUUCGACGGCAGUGUUCAAGUAAUUUCUGAUCUGUCUGGUAGGACUGAAUUUUCUUCAUAGAGCAUACAUUAAUGGCGAUAUUAUAAGUUGCUUCAAUAACAUCACCGUUACUGAUGAACUAAAUUUAUUGUCUAACGACUUUAUUGAAUACGUAAUUACCACUCAGAAAAGAUAGCAUGAUAAAGUAAAACGGAGGUCAACAGAAAAUGCUUUGAUUAGAAGUUUCAUUGAAAUCAUGAACCGAUCAAUAUCACAACAUCAUUAAAAACAUAAAACCACUCGAACGCCGUUUUUUCAUAUUAUUAUGGGACUCCAUAACACUGAUCACUCAUUAAAUCGAACUAUGCAAUACAACACAACUCAUUCCAUUUCCAGUGUAAAUAAUUAAACUUUAAACCAUUAAGUCGGUAUCCAACAAUGUUAAUGUCUAACUACAUUCACUUUAUUCACGAUAUUGAGUCACCAUCUCACAUAAUGUUCGAUGAGUGACUGCUUCACACCCGAUACACAUUAGUUCCACUGAUCAUGUAUUCUCACUAGAAGUGUAGAAAUUGUCUCUGGAAACUAUUCAUUAUUGAGCACAUGAUAACUAUCAAUAUAGGGUUGUGGAGAUUGAUUAGAAUUUCUGUCUUUAAAUGCAUCUUCUAGUCAAAAUAACAAUGAUCAAGUAGAUAAAUUAAAUGUAACCAGUAAAAUUCACUCAGAAAAUGUAAAACUGAUAUGAAAAUGUUGAUCGCUUAACAAACAAAUUCACUGUUUGAAAAGUUUAAUUGAAAUUUAGUAUACUGAAGUAAAUAAUGAAAUGUUUGGCCACAUUAUAAAUUAAGUAUAACUCAAAAAGUCUUGUUCAAAUAAUAUUAUGAAUUUUAGGCAAUAUAAAAACCUAAACAAAAGUUAGUUGAAAUUCACUUAGUAUUGUUUGUUUAUAUCUACCCAUUGAUGUUUAGGACUGCAACUGGUCAGUCUCUUAUUGGCAUAUGUGCAUACUGUGCGUAUUGCCUCGAUAUAGCUUGACCAGUUUCAGUCCUAAACAUCAAAGGGAAAAUAAAAACAAACAAUACUAAGUGAAUUUAAACUUCACCUAAUUGCACAAGCAAGUGGCUAUCAGGACUCAGUAGCUAAGUGGGUAGCGCGAUGGCGUUUGAAACUAAAGGUACUGGAUUCGAGUACCACAGUGAACAUCAACUCUGAGAUGCAAGUACAUCCAGCUAAUGAGUCCCAAAUAAAACGAAACGCGCGUCCUGGAUUUCACUGCUAACCACUAUCCAUAUUUGCUUAAAAAGUUAGGUAAGUUUAAUAAGUUGUAAAGAUUAACUUUUAAAUAUGUAGACAGUUUUUUUGUUAUGAAUUCACACAACUUAGUGGUAGGUGAGUGGGAACUAUCAAAAAUCAAGAAACAAUAAACCAUAGUUUUCCUCAAGUUUAAAACUUCACAUUAGUAAAUCAUUACUAUCUCAUUAAAGAUUGAAUUUAAAAUCUUUAUAAUUCAAGGUGAAUAGGUUACCAUCAAAUAAUUUAGGUGGAACUAAUUAAUCUAUAUAUUUGACAAUACCUUUUUGAUAAACAAACAAUGGUCAAUAGUUGUGUUAUUUUUAUUUUUUUUUUUAACAAUUUUUAUAAACACACUCACAGGUGUUUUCUGUUUUGAUCCUUUUAAAUAAAAAAAAAUAGUUUUUUUCUAUAAUUAAGAUUUAAUUCCGAUUGAAUAAACAAAAUGGUUUAUCUAUACAUGUAUUUAUUUAUUUAUUUUCAAUGUGCUCAAUAUCGAUUUGCUAUUAAUGGACUCAAAAAAAAGACAAACAUUUUUUUUAAUAAAAAAUUUUAAAAAAAAAGAAGAUUAUAGUUAAACUUUCUAUUCGUUGGAAGACCUGUUGCAUGCAUAGUUGUACGUGACAUAUAUAAGAACAUAAAUUAUGUUUAUUGUUCAUGUUUAUUAGUAGUAUAUAAAUAAUAAUGAAUUAAUAAAAUUAAUGAUUAAUUAUAGAAAAAUGAAAAAAAAAUUUUUUGUCAAUUUUAAUUCAAUAAUUUUUCUUUCCAAUUAAUCAUUCAUUUCCUGUAUGGAAUAUAAGUGGGGAAAAAAAAGAAAAAAAAAGUGUGAUAAUUAUCAAAAUGUUAUUCACAUCACUAAUUAAUUCACCAUCAAAAUGUUUAUUAAUUGUAUUAUUUCUUAUUGGUACUACUUAUGUAUUCUAUUUAUGGAGUGGAAAAUUUAAAGAAACUAAUAACCCAGUAUUUGUUAUUAAUUAUGCAUCGAUUGAUAAUCCAUUCAGUGAGUUACGAUGUAACAGAUUGAAAUAUACACAAGUUGGUCACGUGAAAACGCCUAGUAAAGUAUUAUUUUGGCCACAGAUACAAUAUAAAUAUACAUUACCUCAAUCAGUAGAUUUUAUUACACCUUAUUCAUCAGUGAAAAAUUUCAAGCCACAACAAGUAUUUGGAUCAUUUUAUACCAAGUAUAAUGCUACAAAAAUAAGUAGUUAUAUUGAACCAAAUAGCAAUUUAAGACAUAAUAUUGAUAAGAAAAAUAACACUAUCAAUUAUACUACACCAAUUAUAUGGUCUCCAUUAGGUUGUUCACCUAGUCUGUCGUCAGCUAUCAUUAUUCCUUAUCGUAAAAGAAUACAACAUUUACGAGUAUUAACAGAUCAUUUACAUGGAUUUUUACGACAUCAAAGAAUACCGUAUACCAUUUUUAUUAUUGAACAGAUCGGUGAAAGAAAAUUUAAUCGUGGUGCUUUAUUAAAUGCUGGAUUUCUUGAAGUUUCCAAAUUCAAAGAAUAUGGCUGUUUCAUUUUACAUGAUGUAGAUAAACUACCAGAAGACGAUCGAAUUAUUUAUACAUGUGGACCAAAUCCAACACAUUUGUCAGCUUCAUUAAGUACUUUUAAUUACAAAUUAAUUUAUGAAAGAUUUUUUGGUGGUGUUGUUACAUUUACUCGUGAUCAAUAUCUUAAGAUUAAUGGUUUUUCAAAUUUAUAUGAAGGAUGGGGUGGUGAAGAUGAUGAUCUUUUAUUACGUGUUGAACAAUCUGGAUAUAAUUUAAGCCGAAUCAAUGUAUUAACUGGUCGUUAUUAUGCAUUAAGUCAUAAUACAGAUGAAUUGAAUGAAAAGAAUCCAGAACGUUUCAAGUUGUUAAAAACUUCAGAGAGUCGAUUUAAAAGUGAUGGACUGAACAGCUUGAAGUAUACUGUAACUCAGUCGAAAUCAAUGUACAAUGGUCUAAUUUAUUGGAUUUCCAUUGAUAUACAUCCUAACAAGUAGUAAUAAUUUAAUGUACAAGUUUAUACAAUGAGCUUGAUUUUCAAAUUCAAAUGAAGCGUGUUUAUUGAAAAUUGGUUCGUCAAUUUUUUUUCAAAAGAUUUGGAAAUGUUUCUAUACAUUUGAAAGAAGGAGAAUAAACAAAAUUAGGAUUUUAAAAAAAAAACAUUUAAUACCGAGAUUUGGUGAUAACUCUGAUACGAUUACUGACAGUGAAAAUUUUUACCAGCGAUCAUUUAACAAAUAUAUCUUUUCAUCAAGACAUAUUUACUAAAGCAUCUGUCUCACUACUUUUGAACUUAAUUGUUAAUAAUUUCUAUUGAUUUAAUGUUAUUAAUAAAUUACCAAUUACAUAACAAAUAACACACAAUUACACGAUUAAUCAUAUAUCACAGGUUGAGAAUAAAUGGGAAAACAUCUAUUUGUUUAUUUUUUGUCAUGAGCACAUGUAUAAUGAUGAUGUUGAUGAUGAUGAUAGAACUUGUUUAUCUUUUAUCAUUAAAGCAAAAUUUCUUGAAGACACAAUCUAAAGAAUUUCUUUUCAUCGUACCAUUCAAUUAUUGUAAUAAAAAGCCUUUUGUUGAUUAUUUCACAUUAUCCAAUAUUGUGUACAUAUCAUAAUUUAUGAUAUUUCAAUGGAAUCUAUCCAUUUUCAAUCGUCAAUCGUUUGUGUUGAGUUUUUUCAAUACAAAAUACUGAAAAUUGUGAAUAUUUUUUCUUGUGCAUAUUUCUCAUUUUAUAUUUUAAUAAGUUAUGGUAAAUUUCUUUAAAAAAAACAAACUACAAUGAUGUCUACUUGUUUCAUAUUAUCAUCUAUAUAUUUUUUUACUGUCUAUAUAACUUUUUUGUAUGAAGAAGAUUAUUUUAACAUCUAUUGUUCCAUAUGAUUUUAUGCAUUUUCAGGAUAUAACACAGUUGUUGAGAUGUUUACUUACUUACUUACUUACUUACACCUGUUACCCCUCGUCGAGGAGCAUAGGCCGCUCAUCAGCAUUCUCCAUCCAACUCUGUCCUGAGCCUUCCUUUCCAGUUCUUUCUUUUCAUAUCUGCUUCUAUUUCCCUACGUAAUAUGUUCUUUGAGCUUCAUCUUUUCCGCUUCCCUUCUGGAUUCCAAGUUAGGGAUUACCUUGUAAUCCACAUUGGUGACUUCCUUAAUGUAUAUCCGAUCCACUUCCAACAUCUUUUCCUAAUUUCCUCUUCAGCUUGAAGCUGGUUUAUCCUCUCCGAUAGAACGCUUUUGCUGAUAGUAUCCGGCCAAUGGAUGUUGAGUAUUUUGCGUAGACAACUGUUUAUAAAUACUUGUACCUUGUUGAGAUGUAGUAAUAUGACAUUUAUCUUCUUUAGAAACUGAGCUUUUGAUUAAUUCUAAAUAUUAAAUAAUACUAUACAAGCAUAGUGUUUGUUAGAGAAUAUGAAUCAAAAUGUAUUAUAUAACCUUUAAAAUAAAUUGUUUGCUUUAUGUU